AUGGACAACAUUGGCUGUACCCACAUGACUGAUCAUGGGACUAUUUCCUAUGGUAACUUGGAAAAGCAGAUUCUGGGAGACCCUAGGCGAGUCUUAGGCGCCACGCGGCUGAGCCCAGGAAAUGGAUCCCAGUUCUGGGGUUACGAGGGGAGCUGUCCAGCCCCGCAGGCCGUCCUGAAACCCCAGGAGUCCCUAGCUCAGCCUUUUCCCACCCAAGACGACUUAAAGUCAGAAGGAAAAACGGUGGAGGAGAACUAUGAGACAAAAGCCCACCUUUGCUGGCUCUGUUAUAAGGAUCAGAUGGAUUCUAUCGAAAAGGACUGGUGUGACUGGGCCCUGAUUAGCAGGCCUUAUAGCGCCCUUCAAGAGUGCUUGGAACAGGAAGCAGAGGAGUUCGGCCUGGGCUUCCCCAAUCCCUGGGCAGAACGGAUCAUCUUUGAGACUCACCAGAUCCACUUUGCCAACUGCUCCCUGGUGCAGCCUACCUUCUCAGACCCCCCAGAGGAUGUGCUCCUGGCCAUGAUCAUAACCCCCAUCUGCCUCAUCCCCUUCCUCGUCACCCUUGUGGUGUGGAGGAGUAAAGACAGUGAAGCCCAGGCCUAGGGUGGUGUGAGCUCUUCUGCAGCCAUCUCAUACCUUUCCUCUGCCUCCACCAGCUCUCUCCUCCCCUCCCUACUUCCUUCUCUCAUCCCUACCGCGGAUCUCUAGAUUGGUGGAAAUAGAAGCUGGGUGAGGUCACGGCACACAUUCUGUAAUCUUCAAAAUAAAGUUUGUUUGUUUUUUUU
This is a messenger RNA of Vicugna pacos (alpaca), 785 nucleotides long. The record is from RefSeq and is a predicted model, not a curated record. Lineage: Eukaryota; Metazoa; Chordata; Mammalia; Artiodactyla; Camelidae.